Messenger RNA from Blepharisma stoltei, 1080 nucleotides. The record is from the annotation of a GenBank genome assembly. Lineage: Eukaryota; Ciliophora; Heterotrichea; Heterotrichida; Blepharismidae.
AUGAUGAUUAUUUUAAUUUGCAUUAUGAUUUAUUCAUACCUUAUAUAAGCGGCGAGUUUAUUUAGUUCACAUAUCCUAAAUUUUGCCAUGCUAUAUCUCAACAUAAUUUCUUUAAAAAAUCAAGCAGCUAAUUGCAAACUUAAUUUAACCCCAAUAUAAAGAAUAUUGAAGAAAAUAUCUCCACGAAUCAAGCUCUUCAAGAAAUAAUAUCCAAAAUCAAUCAUAAAAUUCAAAUUGCAAAUGCUGAAGUAUAUUCAAUGCAAAAUUUCCUGGAAUUAUUGCAUAAUUCGAUAUCAUUCAAUGAAGAAGAUGACUUAGAUGAUAGGUAUUUAAAUUUCAAUUAUAGCUAUUAUUUUUAUAGAAAAGUCAGUGAUUCAAUGGUUGUAACUGUCCCAAAAAAAGCCAUUGGAAAAAUUCUGAAAAACCUCUGAUUGAAGAAAAAAUAUUUUAUUUUUUAUAAGAAAAUUUUACUGUAAUAAUUGAUAACUUUUUUUAACGAAAUCUCUAACGAAAUCUGUUAAAUUUUAAACAGCCUGCAUUCGAAAGCUUUCCAAUUUUUAUUUAUUCAGAAUUUUUUUAAAUUAAAAAAAAUUUAUAUUAGAAUCUUUAAAUAGAAUUAAGUACAUUAUGAGUGAGCAAAAUAUUUUACUCACUCAUACAGGGAUAUUAGGAGGAAUAAAUCCAAGCAAAAAAGUCAUAAAACUUAUAGAGUGCUUAUAUAUUUUUAUGAAUAAAAACUAUAAAGAUUGAGCACAUUUUGAAAAUGACUAUGAUAGUUUGAUCUGGGAAUUAACGAAUAAGCUUCAUGAUAUUGCUAUGAGAAUGAAAGAUGAGCAGCUUAUGAAAAUUUCUCAAAUUAUUGAAGAGCUAGAUAAUUGAAGCUCCAAACCACAUAAUAAGCUGAGGGAUAUUUAUUUUUGAAUUAAAAGGACUCACUUAAAAAUUUUAAAAUUCAAAGCUCAAUUUCAAAUAGAAAAGGCUAUAAUAGAAAUACCAAAAAAAAUAAUUUUAAAGAAAGAUGAAUUAGUGUUGCUGCAUAGAGAGUUACAAGAUGCUAUAAGUAUCCAAUCUAAAAUAUAG